Anopheles darlingi is the source of this 1436-nucleotide messenger RNA. RefSeq names its product oxygen-dependent coproporphyrinogen-III oxidase (gene Coprox). Gene Ontology annotation, cellular component: mitochondrial intermembrane space; cytoplasm. The coding region runs from base 146 to 1345 and encodes 399 amino acids. The transcript is spliced from 3 exons. Lineage: Eukaryota; Metazoa; Arthropoda; Insecta; Diptera; Culicidae. Gene Ontology annotation, molecular function: coproporphyrinogen oxidase activity. The record is from RefSeq and is a predicted model, not a curated record.
CUGUCUUUUUAAAGUACCUUGGUCUGGCCUAUGCUUUACACUUCGUGUGGCGUAUUACUUUGGUUAAAACAGAUAAUUUUACACGUUUGCAGGUUGCAAGUGCUCCCAAACUUUGUGUUGCUGAUAUAUACUAAUAUAUAAAGUCAUGAUUUGUCAGCUUUUGCGUAAAAAUCUUAACCGGCUUCUGAUUCGACAAUUGCAUUCUCGUAGUGGAAGCAACUCCGGCCCUACUACGUGGUCAGUGAUGAGGUUGAUAGCGGGCACUGCAUGUGCCGGCGGCAUAGGUCUGGUAGCAUAUUAUAUACUGGAUAGCAACAAAGUUUAUAUGACAGGCUCUUCGACGAACACCUUUUCUUAUGCAUCACAAUACAUGGCAAAGCCGAUCACCGAUAUGAGCAUAUUAAACACCCAUCGUAAUGAAAUGAAAUAUCGCAUGGAAGAGCUGGUCAUGAAAAUCCAGCAUGAUUUCUGUCGUGCAUUGGAAGCUGAAGAAUCAUUUGGGAGAAAGUUUGUCGUUGAUCGAUGGGAACGGAAAGAAGGAGGUGGUGGUAUUACUUGCGUAUUACAGGAUGGUGACAUUUUUGAGAAAGCCGGUGUAAAUAUUUCCGUGGUACACGGUAACCUACCAAAGGGGGCUAUUCAGCAGAUGCGAUCUCGUGGCAAGCAAUUGGCUGAAGGGGAGUUGCCCUUCUUCGCUAUCGGAGUAAGCUCCGUAAUCCAUCCACGUAAUCCUAUGGUACCAACUAUACACUUCAACUAUCGCUAUUUCGAGGUGACUGAUUCUAAGGGACAGAAACAAUGGUGGUUUGGCGGUGGCACUGAUCUUACACCUUACUAUCUCAACGAGGCCGAUGCAAAACAUUUUCAUACCAUAUUGAAAGAAGUGUGUGAUCUACAUGAUCCAUCUUACUAUUCAAAUUAUAAAGAAUGGUGCGACAAAUACUUCUUCAUUCCCCAUCGAAAUGAAAGCCGUGGCGUUGGAGGAAUCUUUUUCGAUGAUUUAGAUGCUCCUAACGCUGAAAAAGUGUUUGAUUUUGUAUCUUCUUGUGCCCAUUCGGUUAUACCGUCCUAUCUGCCGCUAGUUCGACGACAUAAGAACGACGCAUACGGCGAUCGACAAAGACAGUGGCAGCUAUUGCGUCGCGGUCGAUAUGUUGAGUUUAAUCUAAUUUACGAUCGUGGAACAAAAUUCGGUCUCCACACUCCAGGGGCGCGAUUCGAAAGCAUUCUCAUGUCUUUGCCUCUCACUGCGAAAUGGGAAUACAUGAACAUACCCGAGGAAGGAACAGAAGAGGCAGUCUUGACCAAUGUCCUUCAAAACCCCAAAAAUUGGGUCAGUUUAUAAUACAAUACACAUAAUACUCGUUCCUUUAGAAUGAAUAAUAAAUUGAAAACUUAAUAAAUGAUUGAGUAUCAAUUUGUAAUAUUUAUUCAUC